AUGUCUAAUGUUUCCAUAAAUAGUCAGAACUUGUAUGACAUAUCGCUCAACUCAAGAAAACUGUCUUGUCCAUCAGUACCACCACCACCACCCUCAACCAAAGUGAAUGGUGGAAACUCUGCUCCGAAGAGAGUGGCUUCAAGAAGUGCAUUACCCACAUUGAAAGAGCACAGUGCAUCUGUUUCAAAUAUACCGAAAAGACCGGGCGAUUACUACAUUCAAAAGAUCAACUCCAAGUCGUCAUUAAACUUGAACAAAAGUCAACCGACUGUUCCAUCAUCGUCGUCUGUACCAACAAACCCAUCCAGAAGAAGAAUGUCUCAAGAUUCCGUCAUGUCUAUCCAAUCUUCGUCAUCUUCCUUUGAGGACCAUGCACUGGUUGUGUCGUCACAAUUUGAUGCCCCAGUUGCCAGUUCAAGUUCUGCCAUUACGUCGAGCACUUCUCCAUCACAAUAUAGUCGAGGAUCUCAAGUAGUGGACUCUCGAUUAAGUUCAAUGACUUCUGCCUCAACAUCGGCAUUUGAAUCAAAAGUUUCUUUGGAUGAAAAUGAAUCCGCGAUAUCUUUGGUCAAAGCUCCUUCAAAUUUCAAACCACAAGCCUUAAAGGCAGCAUCGACAACAAAUGUGCUAAAGUCAUUUCCAGUACUGAAACCCCUCAGUAAAAAGGAACGUUCAAAGUCGGUGACUACAGUGCCCACCUUGAAUCGCACAAAAUCAAAGUACAUGAGCUCACAAGACAGCAAGGAACGUCAACAAUUGAGAAAGAAAAAGUAUGAGGAAAAUGAUGACGAUGAGGAGAUAUUGUCCAAUGACUUGGAUAGUUUGAUCUUCAACGUACCCGUGAUCAAAAACAAUGAAUUGUAUUCAUUGCAAAAGGGAAGUAGUACCACACUCAGCAAAUCCAAGUCAAGAUCAAACUCAGCUUCUUCCAGUACUGUGACCAUACUAUCAAGAAACGACUUAGUCAGUGAUGACAAUGACAAAUACAAUAUUAGACCCUGUCCUUUACCAGGAAAAUUGAGUACUAAUCAGUUGCCGACACUUUAUACAAACAACGAUGAUAGUAUAAUUGAAGAAGAUGAGGCCACUUUUGAUGAGGAUUCGGAAAUCACCGCCAACAUUUCCGAUUUUUAUUCCCAAAGAAGUGCUUCGGUUUCAAAAUUGAUGAAAAUGACAAGGGAGCAAAAUUUGAUGUAUAAGUUACCGUCUUUUAUCAAAUCCCAAUCAUCAAUGGAAGAUUUGCACUUGAUAUCACCCGAAAAGUUGAAUUUUCUUGAUCAAACUAGACCAAUUAAUUUACCACCAAAACCAGCGUCCGACAAGACCAAACAUAAUCGUGAGUUCACAAAGAGUCUAAGUCUGUUUGAAAGUGUUGCCAAGUCUCAACACGACUCAAGAAUCAAAACUGUUCAAUCAGCACUUUAUCACCAGCAACAAUGGAUUAAGAUACUAAACUCCUUGAUGGAUUUGGACACGAAGCAUUUCAACAAAAAGUUCACUAGUGAAAAGAAUCAAUUGAGAAAGCUAGCCUGGGAUUGCAAUGUUCCUUCAAAUCUAGCAUUCCAGUUCUUGAUGAAAAUAUUGUCCAACAACUACUCAUCGCAAGACUCGGUGAACACGAUUCGUAACCUGUUUGAGUUGUUUGACCAAAAAUUGCAAGGGUUGACUGAGGUAAUGAAACAGAGUAAGAAUCGUGAAUUCAACAAAAUAAUGGACUCGGUAUUGUCAAAGCCCUUGAUUGCCAACUCUGGUGUUGAUAUGAGUCAAUUCAAGACCAACUUUAUCCAUCUUUUGUAUAUAAAGAGCAUGAGUGAAACCGGCUUAUCAGAAAAGGAUCAUUCAACAAUCCCCAUCAUCUUGACUAUAUUCCCCCAGCAAUCUGUCAUUGACAUUUAUUGUUUGUUAGAAUUGAUCAAUCAAGAGAUUUUCAACCGUGAAUUCAUCAACAGUUAUACUCCACCCUCGGGAGAAACUAGUGAAUUGACUUUCCAUGACACAUUUAAGUUGAUGCUUCAAUUUAAUGACUCGUUACCAUUAUCAUUAUCGGCUCCAACCACACCAAUCAUAGAUCAAGGCAGGUUCGAGCCGGUCAAAAGCGAUGAAAGUCAGGACAAAAACUCAACCAACUUGGUUGUAUCUCCAACAUCAGCAAGUAUUGAGAUUGUAACCAAGUUGUUGACACUACUCAUUAUCAAUUCGCAAUCGACCAAAACCAAAUUGAAGAACAAUCAAAAGUUGAUAAAACUGUUCGUCAAGACGAUGUUUUUGGAUUUCCAUCUUGGUUGGAAUUCGUAUAGUGAAUUGAUCAAACUGGAUAAAUCAAUCAGGAUCAACAACUGUUCUGAUCAAAGGUUGAAUUUGGAAAGGUUUGUAGCAAGGUGGACGUCACAUCAUUUUGGGUAA
Lodderomyces theae is the source of this 2403-nucleotide messenger RNA. RefSeq lists its product as uncharacterized. The transcript has a single exon. The record is from RefSeq and is a predicted model, not a curated record. The coding region runs from base 1 to 2403 and encodes 800 amino acids. NCBI's taxonomy places the organism in Eukaryota, Fungi, Ascomycota, Pichiomycetes, Serinales, Debaryomycetaceae.